AUGUCAUCUAAUAACUUCAUAAAGGUUGUUUCCGAAAAGAGGCUACCUGCCUCCACACCGGUGGGAGCUACAAGGAAUUUGGAGCGGUUAACGUUUUCAAGAGCAGAGUCUGAAGGAGGUGACACUUUUAUUUACAACUUAUUUGGCAUGAAGGCAUUCACAUCUAAGUUGGACUCCACGCCUUCAAUGACAGUGCGGUUAGCUGAGUGA
Dovyalis caffra is the source of this 210-nucleotide messenger RNA. The record is from the annotation of a GenBank genome assembly. Lineage: Eukaryota; Viridiplantae; Streptophyta; Magnoliopsida; Malpighiales; Salicaceae.